Molecule: messenger RNA, 2598 nt
Organism: Oikopleura dioica
Lineage: Eukaryota; Metazoa; Chordata; Appendicularia; Copelata; Oikopleuridae
Source: the annotation of a GenBank genome assembly
AUGAGCCUGGUUUCCGCCCCACAUCGGAUCGGAUCCCAAAGAUCCGGAAUUUCUAGCGCCGCCGGAUCCGUCCGACUCCCCGUCAUCCAACAUCCUUCUGCCCGUCUCGCUGCGCCUGAAACAAUCUCCAUCGCUGGCCGGUCUUCCGCGCUCUCCCAAUCCAUCGCUCUCGAUCAAGCCGAUUCCGUCCUCCGAGCUCCCGCUUCGAACUUUUCCAAAGCAACUUCGAGAACAGCUGCUUCUUCUCGAUUCACCAAUGCAACUGGCAGUCGAGUUUCAAAGCCUGAAACAGUGGCGAGACUAGCUGUUGAUGAAAUUGAAGCGAUUUUGAAGCAGAAAUUGGCCGGCGCGGGCCAUCAUCAGUUAAAAACUGCAUGGGCAAACAACGAUCUUGACGGAAAAGGACUGAUAAACCGCGAUGUCUUCCGCAUUGUCUUAUCAAAAUUUCUAAAUCGCGACAUAUCUUCCCGUCAUAUCGAACUACUGCUUCAGAGACUUCACUGCGCGCACCUGACGCAACUGCGAUUCUCGGAUGUUUAUUCCCACUUCAAAUCGGAAAGCAAAUCCACUGGGCUUCCACUUUGGCUUGACAAGGCGCCGACCAAGAAUGUCCCUGGCGACGUUGUUACAGCUUCUCAUGCUUGGUCGAAAUUGAAGUCAAAUUGGGGAACAUUGAAGGAUCUUCUGCCCGUUGAUUUUGUCGCUGGAUGGGUGGUGAAAGAUGAGUUCAGAGAAUUCUUGAUCCGCCGAUUCGAUCUCCAUUUCGACUCAAAGAAAGAAUACUCCAAAUUAUGGAAACGAAUCGAUUUGAACGGAUUCAACGCGGUCAAAGUAGAAGACAUCACAAAGCGAAUCGCGGGGCCAGUACGACCAUUUUCUUCAGAAGAAUCGAGAGCGAAGAGGAAGCCAAAUAAGUUCAACGAUAUCACCGUUAUUGAACGAAAAUCAGCAGAAGCGGAAGAUUCCCUCGCUGCGCCAAAAACAGCAGUUUCUGAAAGAAAAAUGAUCAAGGGCAAUAUCGAGCAAUGGCUAAAAUACAAGUUCCGCGAAGGCUUCAAAGACCUCCGGGAUGCCUUCAAGCUUCAUGAUCGCUCGGACACGGGGAGAAUCGGAAGGAAAAAUUUCAGACGAGUUCUGGGAAAAUAUGGGCUUCAUUUGAAAGAUGAUCAUGCUCUGAAUACGCUGCUCUCGAGAGUCGGGAUUUUGGAGCCGGGAGAUGUAAAUUACAAGAUGUUUUUGACGCGAUUUCAGGAUCGGUCGGAUCAGGGAAUGACCUACGAAGUCCUCAAGAGAAAGGAGAAGAAGAUUCUUGAGCGGCCAGGAACUCCAGGAUCGACUGUCACCCGAAUCGAGUCGAAAAUACUGUCGAUGCUUCAAUCCGACUACCUCUCUCUCGUCGCUGCUUUCCACAAAUUGGAUCGCGAGAACAAGAAUAUCAUCGCCAAAUCUGAGUUCCAAGCCCUCCUUGAAUCCCGAUUCGGCCUUGAAAUGGACUCAGAUGAGUUCAACAGGCUUUUGAAAAAUGUCCCGUUGGAUAAAAAGGGGAACAUAAGAUACCCAGAAUUUCUUUCUCAAUUUGAUGCUGGAAGAGAUAACAGGUCUCUUUUUGCACCGACAGAAUAUACGUCUGCUUCUAGAGCUCGCCCUGUCAAGAAAAGAAAGACUGAAGAUUUGAACAACUUAAUCGAAGUCGCCCUGCAAGAAAGCGUCUCCAAAGUCGAAGAAUAUUUUCGCGAAGUCGACCAGCUCAACCAUGGAUGGCUAACUGUCGAAACGCUUUACCAACUGCUCCAAAAACUCGACCUCUCCCCGCCUAUUUCGAGAGACGAAUGUAGAAAGCUCUGGCCGCAGUUUCGGCUGAAUGCGAAGAACACGCUUGAUUGGGAUGAGUUUUUGAGGCAUUACAUGUAUUCUCAAGAGACCGCUGCUUUCCCAAAUGCAAAAAGAGCACCGCCGAGAAAGGGAGAUGAUGAUUUGAACAGAAGAUCGAAUAAAUUGAACGGAGUUGUUUAUUAUCUCAAAACAGAAAUUCGAACAGCCGUGGAAAUGAAAUUUGACGAGUUUCAAGAAAAGUUCUUGUCAAUGGAUCCUUAUCAUACGGGUUUCAUAACUGCAGAAGAAUUCAGCGAUAUUCUGAAAGAAACAUGCGAUGAACUGGAAGAUGUCGAUGCCGAAGAAAUUUGCAAAGCGUACGACACAAAUCAUGACGAUAGAGUUAAUUAUAUCGAGUUUUUGAAGCCGUUUGCGGAUAGAAGAAGGAUCAUUAGAGGAGAUGAUAUUCAUGUUUUGAAAAGUAGAGUAACUGCUUUCGGAGAAGAAAGUGACAUUCUGAAGAAAUUUAUUGAACUCAUUGUUGACAAGAAAAUCGCUCACGCGACAGUAAGAAGAGAAUUCCGCAAGUGUGACUUGAAAAAUAGCGGCAAAGUUCCGAUCAGCGAUAUGAAAACAAUCGUCAGACGCUUUGGAAUUUCUUUUGACUCUGAUGAUAUUUAUAAACUAGCAACGGUGCUAGACAGAAACGUAACUGGCUACAUUCAAUACUCGAAUAUCAUCACACUAGUCCAGAAUAAAACGCCGAAGCCAAGCCCGAUCUGCUGA